This is a messenger RNA of Pyricularia pennisetigena, 408 nucleotides long. RefSeq lists its product as uncharacterized. Lineage: Eukaryota; Fungi; Ascomycota; Sordariomycetes; Magnaporthales; Pyriculariaceae. The transcript is spliced from 2 exons. The coding region runs from base 1 to 408 and encodes 135 amino acids. The record is from RefSeq and is a predicted model, not a curated record.
AUGGGUUUGAAUGGCGGUAUCCCUCAGGGCAAGGUGGUAUACAUAACCGGCGGCAGUGUAAGGCUGGCGCGUCGCCACAUCAGCCGGGUGACGUCGUACGGGCAGCAGGCCGCCGCCUCUCGGGCCGUCUGGCAGCGCUGGGGCCGGCUGGACAUUACAUGCGGCACAAUUCGCCCGCGGAAGGAGGGGAGAUUGUCGUCACGGGAAGCGUCUUCUCCGUCUACCCCGGUGCCGAUGUUUCCAGAGUACACGGCAGCCAAGGCGGGCGCGGUGACGAGGGAAUAUACGGAUGAGGAGGUAGCUGCCAGCUGGAGGAGGGUGGCGGACAACAAGGCCAGGGAGGGGCGACGAGCCACCCGACGCAAGCCUCUUUCGCCAGAGGUGGCACGAGGCGACUCCAAGGUCUAA